Opisthorchis viverrini is the source of this 2010-nucleotide messenger RNA. RefSeq lists its product as hypothetical. The annotation marks the transcript as partial. NCBI's taxonomy places the organism in Eukaryota, Metazoa, Platyhelminthes, Trematoda, Opisthorchiida, Opisthorchiidae. The record is from RefSeq and is a predicted model, not a curated record. The transcript has a single exon.
CUGCCAUAUUCUGGCGAAGGAGCAGCUUAUCACAAGGCUUACCAAUGGGGCUCAUGGUCAGCCAUACCUAUAACUUGUUCUGUUACCUGCGGCCGUGGACUGCGAUGUCGCGUACGUAAAUGUCUGGAUGGUUAUGGCCGAGAGGCGCCAGAUACACGUCGAUGUCAGAACCCAGAAGACUUUAUGUCCAAGGCUGAGAUGUGUACCGUGUGUGAGGUGCGCGCUAAGUGUCCUACUCUACCGAAUUGGGGAGCUUGGAGCCCAUGGAGCUCGUGCAUCCCUAAAGAGACUAGAGACAAACGACCAGAAGAGCGCUGUUUGGAGGGCCUAAGGGUUCGAAAUCGGUUGUGCAACAACCCACCGCCGGAACCACCACCCUACGGAGUGCCGUGUAGCGGUUCGGCUAAUCAAACGAUGGAGUGUCGUCAUAAUUGUGAUGAUAGACCAGUGUUCGAGCCAAAUGAUAUAGUAAAACAAAUCCAACUGCGAGUCGAAAUGGACCAUCGUAAGGGUCUACAAUCAUUCAGACAGGUGAGGCGAGUGAAAGUUGGUCAGUCCGUUCGCAUGAGUUGUGCGACACCUGCCUUCAAACUAGCCAAGAAGUUAAUUGUCACCGAGAGGUUUGCACCGGAAAAAAGAGGAAUGGAAGGCAGUGAAUUAGAGGUACGUUGGUACAAAAAUGGUAUCCCAUUAGAAACUGAAGACGAUGAAGUGGAGGCAAAUAAAAUUCGAAAGAAGCCUAAACGCAUAGCUGCGACGGAAGUUCACGAAUUGCUCCAUGAACAAUUACGAUGGGAAUCGCUGCUGCCAUCGACGGUUCCUAGAUUGCACGACUUUGGCCUCGAGUUUACCAGCAUAAGGGAAGGUGACCAAGGAUUGUAUACGUGCGAGAUCCAUUACGCUCGCUACAGGUGGAUGACAAUCUUCUACAGUCUGACAGUUAGAGGGGUGCGCUAUGUAUCACAAGGCACAGACCCGUUCUACCUACACUCGAACUUGGGGGUGACAAACGCACUGAGUACAGCGUCUGUGUGGCUCGAGGCAGCACAAAUAGUGUGGAAGCUUAACGGACGAGUUCGGCUUCGUGGACUUAUUUCGAGACCCACAAGGCGCAUACAACUCUUAGAAAAAUUAAACCGCACUCAAGGUGGGACCUGGCAAUGCUUUCUGGUUAUUCCAGCAGCUGGACCGUCUUCUAGAGUGAGCAAACCGGCAAUUCGCGUGUCCGGAACGUAUCUCAUUAACGAAUUUGAGUUGAGGGUUGAUCCACCUCAAGAUCACCUGUGGCACAUAGCGCAGAAUCCGGCAAGCAUUCGAAUUCUACGAAACAUUGUUGUUACAUUAGGAAUUAUGUGCCUAUUUCUAUUUUGGUUUCUACUGCUUACUAUAUGGGCAGCGAAGCGUUGGGUCGGACGAAGUCUGACGGUGUUACAGAAAAAAACAGUCGUGCAGGAAAUUCUAGAUAAUGAAAGUCGUCUCUUACUGACGUGUAGAAAACGAGCGACAAUCAAUCGAGAACGCCUGAUGCCAUUUCUGACACACGAACAUGAGCGACUUACACGUGCAGCCGCACAUCUAAAUGAACGGUUUGUCCCAUCACUCGGAGACGAAGAGCUAGAGUCGGAGGAAAAUGAUAAGGGACACGGAACUAUUGGAAGCAUGUUUGGCCGUGGUAUUAGCAGAGUGUCGACAAUGUUGAGAGGAGUGGGUUCAAUUCGUUUAUUUGGAAGUCAAAAAGGGAGUAUCUAUAAGCGGCGUGAAUCACAAAAAUCCACGGGUGAGCUAUCAAUGACGAAUCGAGUGGAGAUACUAAAAGGACUGUUUGGAGGUCAAGCAGAUGGGGAACAAGCCACACGCAAUUCGGUCGGUGAGGUGAAGAAAGCUAAUAUCAAAAACAUGUUUUCCUUGAUGGGUGCGCAAAAACGGCCAGUGAGAAGAGGAACAGCCAUGGUACCUACAUUCAAAAUGGGGGAAGAAGACCACGACACCAUGGUGACAGCGGGAAAGUAA